This is a messenger RNA of Syngnathoides biaculeatus (alligator pipefish), 1640 nucleotides long. Its product is annotated as hepatitis A virus cellular receptor 1 homolog. Lineage: Eukaryota; Metazoa; Chordata; Actinopteri; Syngnathiformes; Syngnathidae. Bases 92 to 763 code for a protein of 223 amino acids. The record is from RefSeq and is a predicted model, not a curated record. The transcript has 6 exons.
GGAAGUUGAAAGUGCAUGACACGUCAGGUGAUUGUGCGCGGGGGAAGAUAUGUAGCCUCAUUUUGGUGUAUUGUUAUACAAGAGCCUACACAUGCGUGGUUUGUGUUAUUUAUUCCUGUCCGUCCUGAGCCAAGUUGGCUCCGAGGACGUCAAAGUCAGCGGUCACGUCGGGCGCAACGUCACGUUGCCCUGUGUCUACAACACCCGAGACCAUGGCCCCCUGGACUUCUGUUGGGGUCGGGGAAAGGUCCCCAGUUUCAAAUGCUCAAACGGCAUCGUCUUCAGCAAAAAUGGGGCGGUACGCUUCAUUAGCGGGUCUAGGUACCAGCUGCUGGGCCGCCUCGGUGAUGGAGACGUGUCCCUGACCAUCCUGAAUGCUCAACCCGACGACGCCGGAGUAUACGGCUGCAGGGUCGAGGUGCCAGGGUGGUUCAACGACCACAAAGCCAAUGCAUACUUGGCUGUGGAGGAAGUACCUUUGGAACAACCUGUCACUCACGUCAUUUUGGCGGCAACAACUAGAAGACAACAACUCAUUCCAGAUGAUGUUUCUGUAUCCAAACAUGCCGAAGAAGAUCAUUCAACAUUAAUCAAUAAAGGCAAAGCUGAGGAUUUUUUCACAGCGUUCCAGGAAGUGGGCAACAUUUGCAGACUUGCAGCUAUUGUCUCCUUCACUUUGCUCUUAAUCCCAAUCUUUAUUUCCGCAGAGAGACGACCUCGACAAAUUCAAUUAUUAAAAACAUUAACGAUGGAGAAUGUGUAAGAAAUGGUCUGAAUUCCCUCGAUUUCGCUCCUCAGCAUCGUUGGCUUGUAUCUGAGUUUUUUGUUGUUGUGAUUAUUAAAUACAAAGCGUAAAGCCUGCAUUCUCAUCUCAGACGGCCGAGGAACAUACGGCGUGUCAGAAACGUUCCACGCAUGCUGUCACAUGUUGUAUACAGUAUUUGGACAGCAGACUACACAUUUUCCACUUCAAUGUGGACCAGACGACCAACCAAACUUGAAAGGGACCUUGUGCAGUUUUCGGUUCAUCUCCUGGACUGCAUGAAGGCGAAGCAAAGAGUGGUGGGAAAACUAGUCGUUUGGAUUUGAAAUGAAUUUGAAUCUUUCUUUGGAAUUUGAAUCUUUUGCGACGCUAGUCCUGGAACUUUCUGGAAACACCUCAUACUGUAUUUACUGUAUCCUGCGCUUUCAUCUCAAUAUUGAUUUUCUGUAUUUGGCUUUGUAUUAAUAAAUUAUGAUGCCGUGUAAUUAAGUGUAUCAUAUUGAACUGACUUCAUGAAAUCAUAUUUGUUCAUGAUGUACUUUGUAUUAACAUUGUACAGAGCGUUUUAAGAUGAUUUCAGAUUUAUUAAAUUUAUUAUAUCAGAUUUGAAACAAUUGUGUUCCUUUAGUUUCAUGUUUGUGUUGUGUAAUGUAUAUGUAAUCUGCUGUUUACAUUAUUUUCAUGGUUGCUGUGCGUGACCAAGUGAUCGCUCCUACAUUCAGAAAUCUAAUCUAAAAGUGAAAUGAUUCAUUUGAGGUAUACUAUAGUUUCAUUGGCUAUUCCUGUAAAUCCUGUCCGCCCUCUCCCUCCCCUACUGUUGACAGCCCAUUCCCCUUUUAGAGCAAGCACAACAUGGAACUGUAUUCUUGAGAUUAAA